GAGCGUAAGGUGGCUUUUGGCGGGUCGGCCUCGGUCUCGCGUGGGCUGGCCUAGCUGUGAACCGGGAGAUAACCCUGGUGGGAAACCAGUAGCGCUCCGCCUUGCAGGCCGAACGCCUCCUGGAGCUGGCGGGUGCGCAGCGGCUCCGGUAGCCCCGGCGGGCAGCCGUAUCGUGUUGCGCGUUGGUCUCGAUUCGUGCCGAGGCGGCAGCGGGUGCGGAUCUAAGGGCGAGCAGCUGGAGUGCCAGGGACACAGGCACCUUUGCCUUGCCUUCCCCUGCCCUGCCGGAAGCGGAACUGGAGGCUGAGGCAGCAAACAUCAUCCCUGCCCCACCCCUUCUCGAGGAGCGACAGGUUCACUUCUAGCCUGAGACAGUGCAGCAUCGGCACGCAGUUGCACCACGGGAGUGGGUUAUGGCGUGAUGUUUUUAACAACAGUAUUGUUCCGCAAGAGAAUUCCUGGAAAACAGUGGAUUGGAAAGUACAGGCGACCAAGAGUGGUUACUCUUACAAUGAAGCAAGCAAUGAUACGACGUCUGGAAAUUGAAGCAGAGAAUGAAUAUUGGCUGAGUCGACCUUUCCUGACACGGCAGCAGGAGUACAAACAUAAUACAGAAGAGAGACGUGCAAGAUGGGAAGCUUUCAGAAACCGGAUGAAGGCCAAGUUCCCUGAGCAUAGAUACAUCAGUGAUGAUUUAAACCACUUAAAUGUGACAAAAAGGUGGACAUCUUGAAUAAUAUGGCAUUUUUUUUAUUUGGUGUGUAUUACACACUGCAGUGGGAUCUGCUGUUGUACCUAUUAUGGCAGUUUUGUAAUUCAGUGUAGCAAUGGUGGAUGACAAAUGAGACUGCUAGAGUAUAUAAGAUCUUCUAUUAAAAGUGGUCACACAGCACAA
Messenger RNA from Pogoniulus pusillus (Red-fronted tinkerbird), 895 nucleotides. RefSeq names its product mitochondrial ribosomal protein L57 (gene MRPL57). Bases 422 to 733 code for a protein of 103 amino acids. Gene Ontology annotation, cellular component: mitochondrial ribosome. Lineage: Eukaryota; Metazoa; Chordata; Aves; Piciformes; Lybiidae. Gene Ontology annotation, biological process: mitochondrial translation. Gene Ontology annotation, molecular function: structural constituent of ribosome. The record is from RefSeq and is a predicted model, not a curated record. The transcript has 2 exons.